Arvicanthis niloticus (Nile rat) is the source of this 3573-nucleotide messenger RNA. It is a transcript of the gene Cx3cr1, whose product is annotated as C-X3-C motif chemokine receptor 1. The record is from RefSeq and is a predicted model, not a curated record. Gene Ontology annotation, cellular component: external side of plasma membrane; membrane. Gene Ontology annotation, molecular function: C-C chemokine binding; C-C chemokine receptor activity; C-X3-C chemokine receptor activity. Gene Ontology annotation, biological process: immune response; positive regulation of cytosolic calcium ion concentration; calcium-mediated signaling. Lineage: Eukaryota; Metazoa; Chordata; Mammalia; Rodentia; Muridae.
CUCUGGUGGAGUCUGCGUGGGACUGUGUGAGUGGCUGUCACUUCCUGUAGAAGUUCCCUUCCCAUCUGCUCAGCUCCAGGACCUCACCAUGCCCACCUCCUUCACCGAACUGGAUCUAGAGAAUUUUGAGUAUGAUGAAUCUGCUGAGGCCUGUUACUUGGGCGACAUUGUGGCCUUUGGGACCAUCUUCCUGUCCGUCUUCUACUCCCUCGUCUUCACCUUCGGUCUGGUGGGAAAUGUGUUGGUGGUCCUCGCCCUCACCAACAGCCGGAAGCCCAAGAGCAUCACCGACAUCUACCUCCUGAACCUGGCCUUGAGCGACCUGCUCUUUGUGGCCACCUUGCCCUUCUGGACCCACUACCUCAUCAGCCAUGAGGGCCUCCACAAUGCCAUGUGCAAGCUCACGACUGCCUUCUUCUUCAUUGGCUUCUUUGGGGGUAUAUUCUUCAUCACGGUCAUCAGCAUUGACCGGUACCUCGCCAUCGUCCUGGCCGCCAACUCCAUGAACAACCGGACAGUGCAGCACGGUGUCACCAUCAGUCUGGGCGUCUGGGCGGCAGCCAUCUUAGUGGCGUCACCCCAGUUCAUGUUCACAAAGAGAAAGGACAAUGAAUGUCUGGGUGACUACCCCGAGGUCCUGCAGGAAAUCUGGCCUGUGCUCCGCAACUCGGAAGUCAACAUCCUGGGCUUCGCCCUGCCCCUGCUUAUCAUGAGCUUUUGCUACUUCCGCAUCAUCCGGACGCUGUUUUCCUGCAAGAAUCGCAAGAAGGCCAGAGCUGUAAAGCUCAUCCUUCUGGUGGUCGUUGCCUUCUUCCUCUUCUGGACACCGUACAACAUCAUGAUUUUCCUGGAGACUCUCAAAUUCUACAACUUCUUCCCUAGUUGUGACAUGAAGAGGGACCUGAGGUUGGCCCUCAGCGUGACGGAGACAGUGGCGUUCAGCCACUGUUGCCUCAACCCUUUUAUCUAUGCCUUUGCUGGGGAAAAGUUCAGAAGAUACCUGAGACACCUGUACCGGAAGUGCCUGGCCAUCCUGUGCGGUCAUUCAGUCCACGCCAACUUCCCGCCAGAGUCCCAGAGGAGCAGGCAGGACAGCAUUCUGAGCAGCUUCACUCAUUACACAAGUGAGGGAGAGGGAUCUCUCCUGCUCUGAAGGGGUCUCCCCGACCCUAACUCCACUAAGAACCCAAAGUCUUUGCAUCUGACUCUAUAAUGAAGACAGACUCCCCCAACCCCACUGCUCCCACUGCAUCUUAUGUGCAAGAAAUAUAGACCAGUUGCCUGCAAAUCAACCCCAUGAUGUUUUUGAAAAAAAAAAAAUUAUGUUCAACGUGUGAAAAACACACGUAUCUCUUACUGCAAAUGUUGGACAUUGGGGCUUACCAGUGACAAAGAUUCUAACCAGAUUAGUGCAAUUACGAAGGGGUUGGUGAGUCCUGAUUGCAUGAUCAUGUGGUAAGGCGUGACUAAGUCCUCAGACUAAGUGGGAACCAAGGCUUGGAUCCAAUGUCCCCUCUCUGACUAAGUCAGACUAAGUGGGAACCAAGGCUUAGACCCAAUGUCCCCUCUCUGACCUUCAAAUCAUUCAUAGUGACAGGUCAUCCAGACUUUAUCAUCAGAAAAAGACCUCAUCCCCCUCUGAUUUCAAAAUCGGCAUCCCCAGGGAAUGCCUCCAUUGGAGUUGUUGGGUGUGUGUUGGUGCCCAUUGGAGUGUGUUGGGUGUCCAUCCCUUGACUAGGUGGUGUUAUUGAAACAGAAGGGAUACCUAAAAUGUUGUUGGAAUCUCAAGGUUAGCGGUUGAGAGAGGCAUAUCUCUAAGAAGUUGGAGGGUGGGCACUACACUGACAAGACAGAACAAGAAUGGCUUAUCUGCCUUACCAUGGAGCUCUCAGGUUCCCCCUCAGUAACCAACAGUGUCUAUUGCCAGAUUCCUCAUCAAGCCUCUCUUGAGAAUGUCCUGAACUCUCCAAGGGUUAGGGUUUGGGUUACUGCCCACAGCAUUAAAUGCAAUCUCAAGAUCCUGGCCUCUGAGACCAGGAAGAUAGGAUGCAGUUCUAACAAGAGACUCCAUGCUGACUCUUCAUUGUAACAGGACUCUGUCCACACGGUUGGCCAGGUCCCUUCCAUUAGCUUUCACCCACAUCCCUCCACCCCUCCCAGCCCCAGGGGGAGAAAUAGAAAGCUCCAUGCCCCAGAGUGACGGGAUAGAGUCAGAUCCCAACUCUGCUGCUUGCAUGUUGGGGAGACUGGAGCCAACGGAGCUCCAGUCCCCUCAGUGUAGAAAAGGGACCACGGUGCCUUCAUCCAUUCUAGUGUGGCACAUCAGCCAGGACUUUAGCAUUCCCUGGAUCCGACGCUGUUGCCCUGUCUCUGAAAAUGGAGCAGGUUGGAAUGGGAGGAACCUGCAGGUUCUGCUGCAGGACACAGACAGACAAGAGGAAAUUCACUCCUACAGUGUCCCCCAACAUGUGCCUAGAUCUACAGAGCCAUUCCCAUCUCCCCGCUGUCAGGGCAAGACCCAAGCCACGAGAGCAGCUUGCUUUCUCCCCGACCCUGCAAACAUCAUGUAGGAUCUAACCAUAGGAAUGACUUCAUGCAUUCACUGACUCACGUCUCAUGUAUAGGCUCACACUGAGAGUUCCAGUUCUGUAACUUGCUUUUAAAAUAACACUGGAUCUUGAACAGCUCUCUGUCCCUGUGUAGACCAUAAUAACCAUUUCAGAAGUCUCUCCCAGAUGGUGGCCCCAUUGAGGAAGCUGUGGCCUGUUGCUCAUUGCAGCAUGUCUGAUAUCUCCUCGGCAGUCUGUAUGUUUGUGUCGAGGAUGACAGACAGACUGAGUCAUGUCCCCCACAAGCAUGUCCAACCUUUUGUCAUUGCGACAGGACGCUGUCAUAUACAAAGGUCACAACUGAGAACCUCAAAAUUGAGUUACUGAAGUGGGGGCCUGGAGAGAUGGCUCAGUGGUUAAGAGCACUGGCUGUUCUUCCAGAGGUCUGGGGUUGGAUUCCCAGGACCCACAUAGUGGCUCACAAUGGUCUAUAACUCCAGUUCCAGAUGACCCAACACCCUCUUCUAAUUUCUGAGGGCACAGGACAUGUGCAUUGUGCACAGAUGUACAUUCAGGCAAACACUCAUAUAUACAAAAUAAGUUUUAAAAAAACAAAGAAAGGAAGGAAGGAAGGAAGGAAGGAAGGAAGGAAGGAAGGAAGGAAGGAAGGAAGGAAGAAAAAGAAAAAAAGAAAAAUUGGUUUUUCAGGAUAGGUUCUCUAUGUAGCCUUGGCUGUCCUGAAACUCUCUCUGUAGAUCAGGCUGGUCUCGAACUCAAAGAAAUCCUCUUUGAGUUUCUGCCUCUGCCUCCUGAGUACUGGGAUUAAAGGUAUGUGCCACCAUGGCAGGCUUAGUAAAUUUUUUAUUUUAAAAGUAUCAUAUAAUGUUUUAAGUAAGUUUAUGCUUUGGUGUUUGACUGUAUUUACUGCUGUCCCAGGUGCCAUGGUUAAAUGUGCCUACAGUGCAUCUAUUUCACUUGUAAUUCUGUCAAUAAACAUUGGGUUUCCUUCCAGCUUUUAGCAAGU